This is a messenger RNA of Lepus europaeus (European hare), 1347 nucleotides long. Its product is annotated as heterogeneous nuclear ribonucleoprotein A1-like. The transcript has a single exon. The record is from RefSeq and is a predicted model, not a curated record. Lineage: Eukaryota; Metazoa; Chordata; Mammalia; Lagomorpha; Leporidae. Gene Ontology annotation, molecular function: RNA binding. The coding region runs from base 55 to 1050 and encodes 331 amino acids.
GCCUGCGGACACCACCGAGGAAGCAUCGUCGAGUUCUCUCUUCCCAGCGCCAUCAUGUCGAAGUCAGAGUCGCCCAAGGAGCCCGAGCAGCUGCGGAAGCUCUUUAUCGGAGGGCUGAGCUUUGAGACGACCGAUGAGAGCCUGAGGAGCCAUUUUGAGCAAUGGGGCACGCUCACGGACUGCGUGGUAAUGAGAGACCCGAACACCAAGCGCUCCAGGGGCUUUGGGUUUGUCACCUAUGCCACCGUGGAGGAGGUAGAUGCGGCCAUGAACGCAAGGCCACACAAAGUGGAUGGAAGAGUUGUGGAACCAAAGAGGGCUGUGUCGAGAGAAGAUUCCCAAAGACCAGGUGCCCACCUCACUGUGAAAAAGAUCUUCGUGGGUGGCAUUAAAGAAGACACUGAAGAGCAUCACCUCCGAGAUUACUUUGAGCAGUCCGGGAAAAUCGAGGUGAUUGAGAUCAUGACUGACCGAGGCGGUGGCAAGAAGAGGGGCUUUGCUUUUGUGACCUUCGACGACCAUGACUCCGUGGAUAAGAUUGUCAUUCAGAAAUACCACACUGUGAACUGCCACAACUGUGAGGUGAGGAAGGCCCUGUCGAAGCAGGAGAUGGCCAGCGCUUCGUCCACCCUGAGAGGCCGAAGUGGUUCUGGAAACUUUGGUGGUGGAGGAAACUUCAGUGGUCCUGGUGGCUUUGGCGGCAGCCGCGGUGGUGGUGGCUAUGGUGGCAGUGGGGAUGGUUACAAUGGAUUUGGUAAUGACGGUGGUUAUGGAGGAGGUAGCCCUGGUUACUCUGGAGGAAGCAGAGGCUAUGGAAGUGGUGGACAGGGUUAUGGAAACCAGGGCAGUGGCUAUGGCGGGAGUGGCAGCUAUGACAGCUAUAGCAAUGGCGGAGGCGGCUUUGGCGGUGGUAGUGGAAGCAAUUUUGGAGGCAGAAGCUCUGGCCCCUAUGGUGGUGACGGCCAAUAUUUUGCCAAACCACGAAAUCAAGGUGGCUAUGGUGGUUCUAGCAGCAGCAGCAGCAGCUAUGGCAGUGGCAGAAGGUUUUAAUGACUGCCAGGAAAUGAAGCUUAGCAGGAGAGGAGAGCCAGAGAAGUGACAGGGGAGCUACAGGUUACAACAGAUUUGUGAACUCAGACAAGCACAGUGGUGGCAGGGCCUGGCUGCUACAAAGAAGACAUGUUUUAGACAAUACUCAUGUGUAUGGGCAAAAAACUCGAGGACUGUAUUUGUGACUAAUUGUAUAACAGGUUAUUUUAGUUUCUGUUCUGUGGAAAGAGUAAAGCAUUCCAACAAAGGGUUUUAAUGUAGUUUUUUCUUUUUCUUUUGCACCCAUGCUGUUGAUUG